Molecule: messenger RNA, 1305 nt
Organism: Kazachstania africana CBS 2517
Lineage: Eukaryota; Fungi; Ascomycota; Saccharomycetes; Saccharomycetales; Saccharomycetaceae
Gene: SWD1
Product: COMPASS subunit protein SWD1
Exons: 1
Coding region: 1-1305 (434 amino acids)
Cellular component (GO): Set1C/COMPASS complex
Molecular function (GO): protein binding
Source: RefSeq, a predicted model, not a curated record
AUGAAUCUGCUAUUACAGGAUCCGUUUAGUGUGUUGAAGGAGUACCCGGAAAAACUGACGAAUACGAUUGUGAAUCCGUUGAAAUCGACAUGUUUGAGGUUCAGUCCCUUUGGGGACUAUCUGGCUGUAGGGUGCUACAAUGGGACCAUUAUAGUGUAUGAUAUGGAUACUAUGAGGCCGAUCAAGCUGUUUUUCAGCAACCAGGCUAUUUACGGUUUGGAUUGGAGUUAUAAUGGCAAGUAUUUGUUGUCAUGUUCCAGAGAUUGGCAUGUCAAAGUGUGGGAUCUGGAUCUAGAUGAUGAGCCAUGCGGGUCUGUGUGUUUUGAUGGACCCGUGUGGGGGUGUAAUUGGAUUGAUAGUGACCGUUUGAGUUGUGUCGCCACUGUGUACGAGGAGAAAAAUGCAUAUUUAGUUGAUUUUGAAUUGGAUUCUGAAAGUAACAAGUUAGAAGGGAAAAUUAGACCCCUGCGAGGUGACACCGAGGUGGAAAUUGCAAACGAACAGGGGUAUGUGCUGACAAGUACGUUACAUCCGAAUUCAAAUAGUGGUACUAUAAUAAUAACAGGGACGUCAAAGGGAUUUAUCAAUUUCUAUAGACUGGAACAUCCGAAUCGAACGAUUAAAUUGAUCUACUCCAUGAAAAUUUCGAAUUCAAAUAUCAAGCAUAUAAUAGUUUCAUCUAACGGAGACAGAAUGGCCAUAAAUUCGUCUGAUAGAACUAUUCGACAGUACAAUUUGUUUCUCACAGACGAAGUCACGAUGGAAUUGGAACAUAAGUAUCAAGACGUCAUUAACAAAUUGCAAUGGAAUUGCAUUUUCUUCAGUGGGAAUUCAGGCGAUUACCUCGUGGCAUCGACGCAUGGUUCGUCGACACAUGAAUUGUACCUUUGGGAAACAAAUACGGGGACUUUAGUCAGGGUCCUUGAAGGUACGGAAGAAGAGCUCAUGGAUAUCGACUGGAACUUCCACACGAUGACCAUUGCGAGCAAUGGAUUCGAAACAGGUAACAUCUACUGCUGGUCUAUAGUGAUACCACCGAAAUGGAGUGCACUAGCCCCAGAUUUUGAAGAAGUCGACGAAAAUGUCGAUUAUGUGGAAAAGGAGAACGAAUUCGACGACGACGAUGAACUGCAGAUCAACGAAAUCAAGACUCUUCUCAACAACGAGGUCAAUAUCCAAAUCGAUCUCAUUACAAGAGACAAGUUCGACGUCAGAAGUAACGACAUCUCGCAACAGCAAUUUGUCAUACCGACGGACUACAGUCGCAUAGUACUGAUGAAACAACGGCGUCACGAGCACUUCUAA